This is a messenger RNA of Catharus ustulatus (Swainson's thrush), 2952 nucleotides long. It is a transcript of the gene ZNF512B, whose product is annotated as zinc finger protein 512B. Gene Ontology annotation, molecular function: zinc ion binding. The transcript is spliced from 17 exons. The coding region runs from base 114 to 2432 and encodes 772 amino acids. NCBI's taxonomy places the organism in Eukaryota, Metazoa, Chordata, Aves, Passeriformes, Turdidae. The record is from RefSeq and is a predicted model, not a curated record.
GUGGGCGCGCCGGGAGCCCCGCACGGCGGCCCGGGGGUGGCGGGCGGCACCGCCUGGCCGGCCGGGGGGUGCCGGCCCUGCGCGCCCCGCACCGCGGCCCGGCCCGCCGAGAGAUGGCGGAUUCCUAUACCUGUAAAGGUGGAAGGAAAACUGCAGGCUCUAACAAACCCACUGCCAGCAAAGAAAGCAGGACGGAGACGAGGAUAAACCCGCCAGCAGAGCUGCCCAAGCUGGGAAAUGCAACCAGUGACAAAACUGAAGGCAGGAAGAAAGGAAGACCCAAGGCUGAGAACCAGGCACUGAAAGACAUCCCUCUCCCCCUGAUGAACCAGUGGAAGGAUGAAUUUAAAGCCCACUCCAGGGUGAAAUGUCCCAAUUCAGGAUGCUGGCUGGAGUUCCCCAGCAUUUAUGGCUUGAAGUACCACUAUCAGCGCUGCCAAGGGGGUGCAAUCUCAGAGAAGCUGACAUACUCAUGCUCAUACUGCGAAGCUGCCUUCACCUCCAAAACCCAGCUGGAAAAGCAUCGGCUCUGGAAUCACUUGGACCGGCCAGUGCCAACCAGCAAAGCAGAAAACAAAGUCCCCAAGGCCAUUGGGAAGAGCAGUGGAAAGAAAAGACCUGCUGAGAGUUCAGCUUGCCCCACCAUCCAUCCCAAACAGGCAAAGAUGGAAAAAGCCGUGGCCCAGGAGCACGCGGAGAAUGGCGAGUGCCUGGCGGAGAGCCGGGAGAGCAAGGAGUUCCAGAUUGCAGCAGCUGAGGCCAUGGCAGCUGCCACCCCCACGGCCAAGUCCUCCAGUGGCAAGGACACCGGGCAGCAGAGGGGCAGCCAGGCCUCGCUGCAGGAGGAGGAUCCUGAGAGGAUGAAGCACAGAAGGAAACAGAAAACUCCUAAGAAGUUUACGGGGGAGCAGCCAUCCAUCUCGGGGACAUUUGGACUGAAAGGUCUUGUCAAAGCAGAGGACAAAGCAAAAGCCCAUCGAGCCAAGAAGCUGGAGGGAAAUGCCAACAUGGAGGAGCUGAAAAAGAAACCUCCAGGAGUUGGUGUGAAGAAGGAAACAUCUGUGCAUCCACCAGCAGCAAACCCUGAGGACCAGUGGCAGCGGGAGAUCAGUGAGAAGGGGGAAGUUUCCUGUCCAACCUGCAGUAUUAUAACCAGGAAAACUAUUGUGGGACUCAAAAAGCACAUGGAUGUCUGCCAGAAACUGCAGGAUGCCUUGAAGUGUCAGCACUGCAAAAAGCAGUUCAAGUCCAAAGCUGGGCUGAAUUACCACACCAUGGCUGAACACGUCAGCAAGCCUGUUCCUGUGGAAACCGCUGGACUUGGUGAACAGGAAGAGCGGGAAAGGCUGAGGAAAGUGCUAAAGCAGAUGGGAAAACUGAAAUGCCCCAAUGAGGGUUGUGUGGCCAACUUCUCCAGCCUGAUGGGCUACCAGUACCACCAGAAGCGGUGUGGCAAGCAGCUUGCCGAGGCCGACAAGCCCGUGUUCAGCUGCCCACACUGUGGCAAGAAGUACAAAUCCAAGGCUGGCCACGACUAUCACGUGCGGUCAGAACACACGGCCUCGGUGAGCCCCCCGGACGCCUCCGCAGCCCGAGGAGCGGGGCCAUCCCCCCCCGGGGGGGACUGCAGAGCUGCAGAGCCCGUGGGCAGGACAGAGCUGGGCAAGGCCGGGCCGGGCAAGCCUCCAGAGGAGCCAGAGGUGAAGCCAGAGCCUGGUCCCGUAGAAGAUUUUGAGAGGACCCCAAGCGGCCGCAUCCGUCGGACGUCAGCCCAAGUCGCCGUCUUCCACCUCCAGGAGAUUGCAGAGGAUGAGCUGGCCAGGGACUGGACCAAGCGGAGGAUGAAGGAUGAUCUGGUGCCUGAAACAAAGCGGCUCAAUUACACCCGACCAGGGCUUCCAAAGCUCAAUCCCAGGCUGCUGGAAAACUGGAAGAACGAAGUGAAGGAGAAGGGCCGCAUCAACUGUCCUAACAACUGCUGUGAAGCCAUUUACUCCAGUGUCUCGGGGCUGAAAGCUCACCUGGCCAACUGCAACAAGGGGGACCACUCAGUGGGCAAGUACCGCUGCCUCCUGUGCCAGAAGGAGUUCAGCUCCGAGAGCGGUGUCAAGUACCACAUCAUCAAAGCUCACUCCGAGAACUGGUUCCGAACCUCCUCAGAGGCCAGCCGGAAAAAGAAAAACAGGGAACAGCUUUCUUCCAGCAAAGAGGAGAAAAAGAAAAGCACAAACGGGAAGAAAAGGGGGAGGAAACCCAAGGAGAGGCCUCCGGAAAUGUCCCCGAAGGGCAAAGAGAGCGUGGCAGCAAAGACUAAUCACAAGAAAACCCUCGAGCACUGGGAAGGCUCCCGGGGCAGCCCCGAGGGGGACGAGCUCGUCCUCAAGCCCCCGAGCCAGCGGAAGGGAGGAGCCAGCAAGAUGCCCGAGAAAUGAGCAGCUCAGAGACUCGUCUCCGAGGAUUCGUUUACAGCCCAGGGUAACAGGGUGGGGGUCUCUCCCAGUUUUAUGUCCCUUCCUCCCCAUCCCACCUCCCCUUGCCCCACCCUCCUCUCACCCUCUUUUUACAAAAAAAAAAAAGAAAGGAAAAAAGUUUAAAAAAAAAAAAAGAGACAGAAAAUACCAAUUAACCACUUUAAACAAAUCACGGACCUUGUUUCACACUGGAAAACAAACAGGAUCAAGGAAGCUGGAACGUUCUCCACCCCCUGCCCGUGUACAUACCCCUCGCUGGGGCCCCGCUGCCUCCCCCAGCCCGUGAUUCCCCUCCCCUGGUGACGCUUGAGCGAAAGAGAAGUGCAAUAGCAGCGGGGUCCCGUGGGCUGGGACCCUCCGGUGCCGGGGUUGGGACCCUCCCCGUGCCGGGGUUGGGACCCUCCCCGCCUGCCCGGCAGCCUCCCCGCUCCAGGGUGAUGUUUCCAAAGAUGUUUGACCCGGUGGGGCGGAGGGUCCGGAG